Molecule: messenger RNA, 1378 nt
Organism: Bursaphelenchus xylophilus (pine wood nematode)
Lineage: Eukaryota; Metazoa; Nematoda; Chromadorea; Rhabditida; Aphelenchoididae
Source: the annotation of a GenBank genome assembly
AUGCGGAAAUUUAUCUUAACCUCGGCGAUUGCUGGUACAUCCUUUAUUUGUGGGACUCAGUUUGACUCUAGUUAUAUAACUGGAUUAUUCGCUCGAGAUGGGCAUGCAGCGACAGCCCUGGUGUCAUCGCCGCCUUCUCUUGCAGUACCUAGUUCAACGACCGAAUUAAAACAACAGGAAGCUUGGAAAUUACCAUCGAGAUCCUCGGAGAUUAUGAAGUUUGGAUAUCCCGGGUAUGAUAAUCUCAGAACAUACGAUGAUUUUGUUUUGUCGUAUGACAGGAAGACAAGGACCGCCCAUUGGGUUCAAGAACACCUCACCCCGGAUCGGCUGGAGUACGAUCCAUCGGUAGAUCGUUCAAAGUGCACCUUCAAACCAGAUGAGACGAUCCAUCCGUUUUUCAGAUCGUUGAAUGAGGAUUACUUUGUAUGAGAAAACACGUUUUAAAGACAGAUCAAGUGCUGAAAUUUAUUUUUCAUAUAAGAGGGGUUCCGGGUAAAUUCAAAUUUUUUCGACCAUGAUGCUCGGCCACGCUUUCCGGCCAUGGUAAUUUUUUUCUUCUGCACUGUACAAGGCGCACAAUAAGCAAAAACUACGCGAGAUACGAAUGUUUCUUUCCGUUGUACCGUUCGGGACACGUGUUAUCCUGUCUUGAACUCUGUAAGUUGCGGGACAUAAAAGUUGGUACGGCCGAAACGGGUGGCUGAGCAUCAUGUCCGAAAAAAAUUUGAAUUUACCCGGAACCUCUCUUAUAACUAUUCCUACGAACUGACUAAUGACAUCGUUUACAGAGGUCGGGCUAUGAUCGGGGACAUCUGGCUCCUGCCGGAAAUCAUCGGAGAACCCAAGCAGCCAUAGAUCAGACAUUCUUCUUGACCAACAUGUCCCCACAGGUGGGCAAGGGUUUCAAUCGAGAUAAGUGGAAUGAUGUCGAAAAGCAUGUAAGAAGGCAAGCAAGAAAGAACCCCAACGUCUAUAUUGUUACUGGGCCGUUAUAUUUGCCAAAACAGGAGGCAGAUGGAAACCUUUAUGUCAAAUACAAGGUGAGUUUAGAUGUUCACGAUUGAAUCACGGUAAUUUGCGGAAAUGUUCAGGUCAUUGGGAAGAACCACGUUGCUGUUCCUACGCACUUCUUCAAGGUGGCGUUGAUCGAGACCUCACCAGAGAAGUAUGAAUUGGAAUGUUAUUUGCUUCCGAAUGAGGUAUGGUUCACAUAAAAAGUGAUUCGGCUUUCCAGGCAAUCCCAAACGAGAAACCCAUCUCUGACUUCUUCGUCCCUCUAGAUGCGAUAGAAAGAGCUGCAGGAAUACUAAUCUUUGAAAGAUUACCCAAGAAUAAGAUCAUCAAAACUAAUGGAAAGAAAUCUGGAUGGUUCUGA